Funneliformis geosporum is the source of this 167-nucleotide messenger RNA. The record is from the annotation of a GenBank genome assembly. Lineage: Eukaryota; Fungi; Glomeromycota; Glomeromycetes; Glomerales; Glomeraceae.
AAGAAGAAUUUUUAGGUGCAGGAAUUCCGGGAAUUGUUGAUAAAUUAGUUUGUAUGGAUGCGGACUAUUUUUUGGCAACUCCUGAAGAGCCAACAGCAAUGAUCAUUAAUACAAGAAAAGCAUCAAAGAAACUUGGCGAUAAGCCACAAUUAAAAAAAUAUCGUUGA